AUGGCAACUCCAACUCCACCUUCACCCACAACACUUAUACCCAAUCCCGCUUCCCUACAUGCCCCGGAACUCAUUGUCUUCAAAGAUUCCUGUCAUAUCCGCGAACAAGUGUAUGUUCAUGAACAGCAAGCCGUGCCACUCGUCCACCACCUCGAUAAUGACGAUGCACGUUCUGUGCAUUUUGUCAUUUAUGCGCCUAUUAUCACUCCCGUCGCUUCCACUAUUACAAACACACAGCAAGAACAUAUCCCAGUAGGAACCAUCCGUCUACUGCCCUACCCAGACCACAUCCGUCCUCUCCCGAAUUCCCGCAUCAUAACCGCCCUUCCUGACGCAGAGAUCUCACCUCCUUCUCACUUAUUCUUCCAAUCGCAUCCCCCGUACCAAAUUGACAAAGCAUCCACCCUGUACGAUGGUAUCGAGCCGUAUAUCCGCCUGGGCCGGCUGGCUGUCUUGCCAGAAUAUCGCGGACAGGGAUAUGCGGAUUCGUUGAUCCAAGUCGCUAUGAAAUGGGCAGCUGAACAUCCGAAAUUCUCGUAUGAGAUGUUGAGCGAGGAGGAGAAGAAAGAGGUGCCGGAGUGGAGGGGUUGA
Molecule: messenger RNA, 591 nt
Organism: Sclerotinia borealis F-4128
Lineage: Eukaryota; Fungi; Ascomycota; Leotiomycetes; Helotiales; Sclerotiniaceae
Source: the annotation of a GenBank genome assembly